Molecule: messenger RNA, 1599 nt
Organism: Vombatus ursinus (common wombat)
Lineage: Eukaryota; Metazoa; Chordata; Mammalia; Diprotodontia; Vombatidae
Product: myeloid cell surface antigen CD33-like
Exons: 6
Source: RefSeq, a predicted model, not a curated record
AUGAUGUAACAUUUAGCAUUUCUAGCCAGAGCAUAUCCCUCUACUGGAUCAGAGAUGUUGCUGCUGCUGCUCUUGACAUUCCAGAUCUUGGGGGGGUCCCUGUCCCAGUACCCAGAGUAUAAGCUAGAGGUCCCAGCAUCAGUGACAGUACAAGAGGGACUGUGCAUCCGGGUCCCCUGUGCUUUCUCCUACCCUUCAUAUCACAUGAUCCAUGACUCCCAGGCUUUUGGGUCCUGGUUCAAGAAGGGAGCCAACACUAAAAAAGACAAACCAGUGGUAACAAAUGACCCAAACCAGGAUGAGCAGGAGGAGGCCAGGGGGCGAUUCCAUCUUGUUGGGGACCCUAAGAAGAACAACUGCUCCCUGAGCAUUGUGGAUGUCCAGAAAAGGGACAGUGGGCAGUACUUCUUCCGGAUACACAGAGGACAGAGUUUGAAAUUCAAUUACCUAAGUUAUAUGGUUAAUGUGAGUGUGAAAGCUCUGACACAGAAGCCAGACAUCUACAUUCCAAGGACCUUGGACCCUGGACAGCUGGUGAAAGUGAUUUGUGUUGUUCCCUCAGACUUUGUGUGUGGGACGCCCCCUAUUUUCUCUUGGACAGGGGCUAUCCUCUCUUCCCAGAAAGUCAGCAGAGAAACAACCUAUUUCUCUGAGCUGACCCUUACCCCAAGUCUCCAGCACCAUGGCUCUAAUCUUACCUGUCAAGUGACCCUCCCUGGGGCCCAAGUAAGCACAGAAAGAACUGUUCAUCUCAGUGUUACCUAUAGAAAUGGUCUCCUCACAUUCUCUAAAGGGAUCUUUUUGGGAGCUGGAAUCAUAGCCCUUUUUGCCCUAUGUCUCAUUCUGGCACUUGUGAAAUUCCUGAGGAAGAGGCAGGUAGAGGACUCAGACCCCCAGGACAGCAAGGAAGUGGAUAAUAUCCAUCAGGUCUCUGAAGGGGUCCCUUUGGAUCAACACAGGGGUCCCAGGUUGCCUCUGCCUAGCCCAGCCACUUCGGAACCCUCAAAGGAGAUUCACUAUGCAUCCCUUAACUUCAGAAGAAUCAGUCCUUGAAACAACCUGGAGAGCCAGAACCCAGAGAACUGAGAUGCCCAGGACCAGUGCUCAGAGAUUGUUUCAAUGAGGUGGCAUCUGGGACUCAUGGGGUGGGAAGUCAAAUGAAGAAGAUACAAUCUAAUUCUAUUCCUGGAAGGAGCUCACUCUGUCUGGAAACCCACUCCUCAGAUCCUUCUCUGAUCUGCCCAAUGACAUUGAGAUAACCUGACAACAAAGUCUCCUUUCCUUUUGGACAGCCUAGCCCCAGGAAGCAAAGGAGUAGGCUGCAGAGAAGGCAUUUUACAAGAAGUCAUGUCCUGUUCUCACUAGGGCAUUUGUCCAGAGGACAAAACCCUUGUUAUCUGAGUCAGGGUCAUAGAGCAUAGAAUCUCAGUGUUGGGGGAAGGGGGUCCCUUGUAUAACAUGUUUUCUGGCACUACCAUCCCAAUUCCCACUUGCACUGAGUUGGGUCCCCAGAGCCUGGCUACUCCAUUUCCUCAUAUCCCUGAUGGAUUGGAGUUGUUUUCUUUUCCUUCUUUCCCUAUUUCUUUCCUUCCUUCUUUC